AUGAGCUUCGAAAGAAACACACCGCCGCCCAAGAGAAAAAGAACCACUCACGCCUGCGACUCAUGUAGGCAACGCAAGUCUCGCUGCAACGGGGCGCGGCCUAUGUGCGACGUUUGCCUGGGUAUGGGAUUUGAAUGCCACUAUCAAGACCCCGCAAAGCGCCGAGGUGGUGCGGCGAAUACUCAGGCCUCCUCGCCUUUGGAAGCGCGACUUGACGCCAUGGAAGACCUUAUCCAACAGCUUCUGUCUAAAUCAAACCAAGGGCAGUUGCCUGAUACUCCAUGGACAGCAUCCGCUGGUAUCGCUGAGACACAGAUGCCAGAGGCACCGAGGAUGGAAAAGCGUCGGUACAACACCGACAGUGUCGAUGGAAUGUGUGCCAUUACGUUUGCUGGUGAAUAUGUUCCUGGGUACUUUGGGCCCACGUCCAGCUCGGCCUUUUUCAGUAAAAUUAUUAAUGCGACGAGAGAAAUCCAUUCGGGAGCGGAACCCACUGCCAGGCCCGCGCCAGGAAUUUCCAGGCCACCGUCUCCUCCAGCUGAAAGCACCCCAGAGGGUCAAACUGAAGAGUCCACAGCCAACGGCCUGGCGAAUCCCUUCUACCUUCCUCCCGGUCAGGAGGUAAUGAGGUUAGUGGAAAUAUUUUUCGCCAAUACGGGUAGAUUGUUUCCAUACAUACAUACAGCAACUAUUGUUGGCUUCAACACCAUUUCAAGGCCUGUAGACCCAAGCCGGGUCAACCGGGCGCACCUGUGUGUAUUGAAUAUGAUUAUGGCUUUCGCCUUCAUUCAUUCUCCCUCCACCUCUUCCAGCAUCGUGGACAAACUCUCUCAAGGGAAUGUGUUUUUCGCUAGAGCUCUCUAUAUGUUAGGUACAAUGCGGUCUAUGGAUGCGACACUGGAAUCAGUGCAGGCCACGUUAUUAGUGGCCCAGUACGUGCAAGGGACGCAGCGCUCGGCUCAGACAUGGAGUCUUGCCAGCUCCGCCAUACAGGGUGCCUUUCAAAUUGGGCUCUGGAGACAGCCCACUGUUGAUGGCCUCGAGAUGGGCCAAUUGGAAGCAGAAGUGCGCAAGCGCACCUGGUGGAUGUGCUAUAUGAUAGACAAAAUGUGCAGUAUGACCUUUGGCCGGCCACCACUUAUUCCCUGUAGCUAUAUGGAUUGUGAACUGCCUCUGGAUGUGCCGCUGGAGUCGCUCGCCAUUGACCUCGAGCGGAAAAGUGCGAGGGGUGUGGCCUCCACAGUGUCCGGAGCAAGGCUAUAUCGAGAAACAUCGAAACUUAAUAUAAUUCUAGGUCAAGUCAUAGAAAACUUAUACGGAAGCAACCUGGAGCGAAGAUCCCCUGAUUCUCUCUCCAAGAAACUUCAUGAUGUCAUUGACAUUGACCAGCAUUUAGCUAAAUGGAAAUCUGGCCUCCCUACUGGUCUGGAAAUCCUAAAUAGAUUCAACAUCAUCAAGCUUGCUCUGGAUUCAAGCUCCGAGUUAUUGCGAUUUCGAGCGGUAGUGAGUCUUCGAUAUCACAGCUUGAACACUUUGCUCCAUCGAAAAGUACUCGAAUGGCUCUUAGAGUAUCCUGGCUCGAUGUUGUCAGGGUCCGACGUGACAGAAUUCCUUCAAACUGUCGUAAAGGGUAGUAUUAACACGUGUAGCCAAUCCGCACGAGAUACGAUCUUCGUGAUUGCCAGCAUUGCAGACCAUCACAUUCUGCUCCCCAUCUGGUGGUAUUCUGUCUACUACGGUAGGAAAUCAUUGACUUAA
Aspergillus pseudotamarii is the source of this 1758-nucleotide messenger RNA. RefSeq names its product transcription factor domain-containing protein. Gene Ontology annotation, molecular function: zinc ion binding; DNA-binding transcription factor activity, RNA polymerase II-specific; DNA binding. The coding region runs from base 1 to 1758 and encodes 585 amino acids. NCBI's taxonomy places the organism in Eukaryota, Fungi, Ascomycota, Eurotiomycetes, Eurotiales, Aspergillaceae. The transcript has 5 exons. Gene Ontology annotation, biological process: DNA-templated transcription; regulation of DNA-templated transcription. The record is from RefSeq and is a predicted model, not a curated record.